This is a messenger RNA of Lates calcarifer (barramundi perch), 1996 nucleotides long. It is a transcript of the gene hlx1, whose product is annotated as H2.0-like homeo box 1 (Drosophila). The transcript has 4 exons. Gene Ontology annotation, biological process: regulation of DNA-templated transcription. The coding region runs from base 179 to 1378 and encodes 399 amino acids. Gene Ontology annotation, molecular function: sequence-specific DNA binding; DNA-binding transcription factor activity, RNA polymerase II-specific. The record is from RefSeq and is a predicted model, not a curated record. NCBI's taxonomy places the organism in Eukaryota, Metazoa, Chordata, Actinopteri, Centropomidae.
GAGGAACUUCAGAGUGGAGCAGCAGGGUUAGGAUUUCAGAGUUGGGAGAGCGAUUUUGGCACUUCCACUAAGAGGACGGUCAUCUAUCCCCCUAAAACGCUAUCCUUCGCCUUUUUACAUGACUGUCCCUUUCAUGCCUUCUUUUGACAAACAAUAAGACGCGCUAGACUCAGCGGGGAUGUACACGGCCGGGCUCAACCCGUUUUACGCAUCAAAUUUUAGCCUCUGGUCCGCGUACUGCGCGGGGGGCUUCGCUGUGGAUACGAUGAAGAAACCCUCGUUUUGCAUCGCAGACAUUUUGCAGGCUGGAGGGGAUGCGGAGAACAUCCCGGGGUCGUCGGCGCUCAUGGUGCACAUGGGACACCACCACCACCACCACCACCACCGCGCGCAGCAGCAGCAGCAGCAGCAGCAGCACUCCGGCAGCUCUCCGCUGCGCCCUUCCCCUGUCGCGCCGGAGCCGUCGGUGUACGGCGCGAGGGUGAGUCCGGCGUCUCCCUACCACAGACACGGACUACAGCUAACCUCAGUCUCCAGGACUGCAUUUAACUCCCAACAAGCUCCCCCGCCUUCGAGCAAAGACCUCAAAUUCGGAAUUGAUCGGAUACUGUCGACAGAUUUUGACCCAAAAGGCAAAGAAAAGUCGUCGUUAAGAGAUCUCACGUCCAUCGUUAGCUCGAACCGUCAGUCAGGGAUCCACAUCCCCGUUCAGCCUCCGGCCAGCCAGUACUUCUCCUCCAUAGACCCCGGGAUGAGCGACGCGUCCUCCAUGAUGAAUUCACUAGGCAGCAGCAGCAGGCAAUCAGGCCAGCAUCAGUUUCAGGACACCUUCCCAGGUCCGUACGCCGUCCUCACAAAAGACACAAUGCCACAGACGUACAAGAGGAAAAGGUCGUGGUCGAGGGCAGUGUUUUCGAACCUGCAGAGGAAAGGACUUGAGAAGAGAUUUGAAAUACAGAAGUAUGUCACCAAGCCAGACAGAAAGCAGCUGGCUGCGAUGCUCGGCCUGACAGACGCUCAGGUGAAGGUGUGGUUUCAGAACAGGCGCAUGAAGUGGAGACACUCCAAAGAGGCCCAGGCCCAGAAAGACAAGGAGAAGGACGAGAAGUCGGACAAGAGCGCGUCUGAGUCCGGGAGCAGGGAGCCCAAAGAGCCGCUGGAGUCUGAGUGUGAGAGCGAGGGAGAGGGAGAGGGAGAGGGAGAGGGCAGGAGCGAGUGUGAAUCCGACGACGCCCCGGAGGAGGAGAGCUCUGACGGACACUUGGACAUUUCUGAGCACAACAAAACCAGCGUGAUCAUGAGCGGGAGUGGGCCGGCGAGCAGCGCGGAGGCGGCGGCCACAGUCACAGACACAGCGACCUCACAGGUGCUAAUAUGAAGGCAGCGUGUUGAUUUAGGUCAUGAACAAUGAGAACGAGCGUGUUUUUGUUGUUAUUAUUUUUGACAGAAGAAUGACAGUGAUGUUAAAACACAUCUGGAGUGGCAGAGUCAGUUUCACUAAACAAAGAAGUGUUGAGGUUGUUGCAGCCAGAGCCAGGCCUGCAUCCGUCUAAUUCCUGGAAGCAAGUGGACAAACAAGGCAGUAUUAUUAGCUCAACAUGACACAUUAUUUUAGCCCAGACACGAGGAACAAAAUCCAAAUAAAUUUGUCAAUUUCAUCAUUUUUUCUUCUUCUAUCUGUAAGGCUAUAAUAAUGCUAAAACCACAGGCUUUGUUAGUUUAAAAGUGUGACUUCCGGCCUCCUCCGGUGUUUCUUUAUUGUCGUUUUCCUCUCAGGAGCUUCUGUGUGCAUCAUGUUUUCCUCAUCUGAAGGAAAUAUGCGGUUGUGAAUUUUAUUUUUAGGUUAUGAACCACUCGUUUCACCUUAUAAAUGGAAUCUCAGAACAUCACGCUGUGUUCAUGUAUUUUGUUUUUGUCUGGAUAUAUAGUUGUGCUAUUUUGUUAAUAAUAAUUUGCACUGAAAAUAUUGUAAAUAAAAUGUUUCUUACGUUGAAAA